AGCCUGAGGCGGCACCAGCCCUAGCCAAACUCUUCCCUGCAACGUGGGAACCCGGUUCAGGAGCCUACGAUGGUACUGGAAACGGGCUCAAUGGGGCCUCUCUAGGAAAUUGGGAAUUUCACAUAUCGUUAGCACUCAGUUCACGUUUAUUGGUCUAAAAACGAAAGAACCGGAAGAUGCCCUUAAAAAACGUGGCGGUAACCGAGCUUCACGACAGUUGCCUCAAUGGCUCAAGAAACUUGCCAUAGUCUUCGGCCACUCACUGACCGGAGAAGAUGACGCCGUCCGGUCUACUUCGGUUCAUCGGUUUCAGCGCAAUCUGCCCUCAAUUAUAAUGGCGGCGCUGCCAAAUUUGGCUUCUUGCCCCUAGGGAUGAUGGCCGCCAGGCGGCUUCACUUAGCUUCUCACCACCCCGGAAGACGGGGACCGGCGAUUGGGCGGUGCCCCAAGGCUUCAAGAAGAAGGCCCUCGGCGGUUGGGCAGUGCUGGGUAAGGCUAGUUUUAAAGGAGCCGGAGGUGGGAGCCGUCGAAGACCCGGGAUCCGCGGGAGGCGGCGCCCGCCUGGCCGGCAGGGUCUGUGCCGCCAGCCCCUGGCUCGAGCGUUAUGGGGAGCCAGGAGCCCCAAACGGCCGAAGCUGCAGCCCUUCGGGGCCCCGUCGCCCUUGGAAAAAGCUUCUCGGCGAGUCCUGGCCGUGGUCCUGGAAGAUGUCAUGGAUGCCCACAUGGUCCCCCUGGUGCCCCAAGAGGAGAUAUCCACCCCACGGCACCGCAGCAACUGUCAGGAUUCUGUCCGCAGCCAUCCACCUGCCUCGCCACCCCGACAGGCCACGUGGUCCCCACAAGCCAGGCCUCCCGACCCACUGCACUUAUGCCGAGAGCCCCUGAGCCGUGUGCAUCAGUCCCCUUCCACACUGAGGCAUAGAUCAAGGACAACACCUGGCCCAGAGGAGGGCCCUUCACAAAAGGUGGACCAGGCCCCCCAGCCCACUCUGGUGGUGAUGUUAGAGGACAUUGCCAGCUCCAGACCCCCAGCGGAGGGCUUUGCCGAUGAGACUCCCAACUUCACCGUCCCAGCGAGAAGAACUGAGCCAAGGAUGAUGGUUCACCAGCCAAAGCCUCCACCCAGGGACGUGGAACCCCCAUUCCAGCCAUCUGCCCUGUCUGCAAACCCUCUGGAGAGCCCACCACCAGCCCCAGAUCCUGUUCUGGAGCUCCCAUCGACCCCACCGCCAUCCAGCCUUUUACGCCCCCGCCUCAGUCCCUGGGGCUUGGCCCCCCUCUUCCAUUCCGUCCGCUCCAAGCUGGAGAGCUUUGCUGACAUCUUCCUCACACCCAACAAAGCCCCACGGCCCCCGCCCCCGUCACCCCCCAUGAAGUUGGAGUUGAAGAUUGCCAUCUCAGAGGCCGAGCAGUCUGGGGCUGCUGAGGGCACUGCAUCUGUCAGUCCCCGGCCCCCUAUCCGCCAAUGGCGGGCCCAAGACCCGAAUCCCCCAGCACCUCUCCCUAAGCCCUCUCUGGGCCGAAGCCACUCCUGCCCUGAUCUGGGGCCCCCUGGCCCAGAUACCUGCAGCUGGCCCCCUGCUCCACCCCACCCAAGCCGGCCACGGCCUCGGCGGCACACUGUGGGUGGUGGAGAGAUGGCCCGAGCCCCACCACCCCCUCGGCCCUGUCUCCGGAAAGAGGUCUUCCCUCUUGGAGGAGUGGGAGGCUCUCCUCCCCUCAUCACAUCUUGCUCGUCUACCACGUCCACUUCUUCCUUCUCUGAACCUGCAGAACCCAGGUUGAGCUCAACCAAGAGGAAGGAGCCAAGGGCCUCAGAAGACCAGGUGCUUUCAGACCCCAAGACCAAGGUAGAGACCAUGGGAAAGGUUUCUCGAUUCAGAAUACGCAGGACACCGGCCCGUUCUCAACCAAACCUUACACCAAUGGGGCUGCCUCGACCAAUCAGGUUGAACAAGAAGGAGUUCAGCUUGGAAGAAAUUUACACCAACAAGAAUUACCAGUCACCCACAACCAGGAGGACCUUUGAGACCAUCUUUGAGGAACCCCGGGAGCGCAACGGGACUCUGAUUUUCACCAGCUCGAGGAAGCUCCGGCGAACUGUAGAAUUUCGGGACAGUAGUCUUCCUCGAUCCCGGCGGCCAUCUCGCGGGGCCCGGGCUGCAGCUGGCAGGACCCUUACUCCCAAUCUGGCCCCCAACCCAGAUGUAGGACCCCUGCUACAGCAGCGACUGCAGGAGCUGGAUGCCUUGCUCCUGGAGGAGGAGGAAAGGGAUCGAGAGCGGCCCCAUCGGACUUAGAAGCUCCAUCUGUUUGUCCAUCCAUCCUGGAGGGAGGGGAAGUCUCUGAGACAGUUAUAUUUUUUCUCUGUGUUUCCAGUAAAGUUUUCGAUAUGUUUCUGA
Messenger RNA from Mesoplodon densirostris (Blainville's beaked whale), 2402 nucleotides. RefSeq names its product proline rich 14 (gene PRR14). The record is from RefSeq and is a predicted model, not a curated record. The transcript has 11 exons. Bases 711 to 2300 code for a protein of 529 amino acids. Lineage: Eukaryota; Metazoa; Chordata; Mammalia; Artiodactyla; Ziphiidae. Gene Ontology annotation, cellular component: nucleoplasm.